This is a messenger RNA of Lepus europaeus (European hare), 3652 nucleotides long. RefSeq names its product protein kinase C and casein kinase substrate in neurons 1 (gene PACSIN1). The record is from RefSeq and is a predicted model, not a curated record. Bases 135 to 1469 code for a protein of 444 amino acids. Gene Ontology annotation, cellular component: endosome; plasma membrane; cytoplasm. Gene Ontology annotation, biological process: positive regulation of dendrite development; regulation of endocytosis; cytoskeleton organization. Lineage: Eukaryota; Metazoa; Chordata; Mammalia; Lagomorpha; Leporidae. Gene Ontology annotation, molecular function: phospholipid binding; protein binding. The transcript has 10 exons.
GCUUGAGGCCGGGCCCAGGUGCCCCGCGUCGCCCCGUGGCGCCGCCCAUGGUACCCGGCGCUCCUGCCCCCAGCCCAUGAGCAGCUGAGCCUCCAGACUGCAGCUCCACUCCUGUCCGCCCCCACGGCCACACCAUGUCCGGCUCCUACGACGAGGCGUCGCUGGCUCCGGAGGAGACCACCGACAGCUUCUGGGAGGUGGGGAACUACAAGCGGACCGUGAAGCGCAUCGACGACGGCCACCGCCUGUGCAACGACCUGAUGAGCUGCGUGCAGGAGCGCGCCAAGAUCGAGAAGGCCUACGCGCAGCAGCUCACCGACUGGGCCAAGCGCUGGCGCCAGCUCCUGGAGAAAGGCCCACAGUACGGCAGCCUGGAGCGGGCCUGGGGUGCCAUGAUGACCGAGGCAGACAAGGUGAGCGAGCUGCACCAGGAGGUGAAGAACAGCCUGCUGAACGAGGACCUGGAGAAGGUCAAGAACUGGCAGAAGGACGCCUACCACAAGCAGAUCAUGGGCGGCUUCAAGGAGACCAAGGAGGCUGAGGACGGCUUCCGCAAGGCCCAGAAGCCCUGGGCCAAGAAGAUGAAGGAGCUGGAGGCAGCCAAGAAGGCCUACCAUUUGGCCUGCAAGGAGGAGAAGCUGGCCAUGACGCGCGAGAUGAACAGCAAGACGGAGCAGUCGGUGACCCCCGAGCAGCAGAAGAAGCUGCAGGACAAAGUGGACAAGUGCAAGCAGGAUGUGCAGAAGACACAGGAGAAGUACGAGAAGGUGCUUGAAGACGUGGGCAAGACCACACCCCAGUACAUGGAAGGCAUGGAGCAGGUGUUCGAACAGUGCCAGCAGUUUGAGGAAAAGCGGCUGGUCUUCCUCAAGGAGGUGCUGUUGGACAUCAAACGCCACCUUAACCUGGCCGAGAACAGCAGCUACAUCCAGGUUUACCGGGAGCUGGAGCAGGCCAUCCGGGGGGCCGACGCCCAGGAAGACCUCCGAUGGUUCCGCAGCACCAGCGGCCCCGGCAUGCCCAUGAACUGGCCCCAGUUUGAGGAGUGGAACCCAGACCUCCCCCACACCACCACCAAGAAGGAGAAACAGCCCAAGAAGGCGGAGGGCGCGGCGCUGAGCAACGCCGCUGGGGCAGUGGAGUCCACAUCCCAGGCCGGGGACCGCGGCAGCGUAAGCAGCUACGACAGAGGUCAGCCCUACGCCACUGAGUGGUCGGACGACGAGAGCGGGAACCCCUUCGGGGGCAGUGAGGCCAACGGCGGCGCCAACCCCUUCGAGGACGACGCCAAGGGCGUGCGCGUGCGGGCGCUCUACGACUACGACGGCCAGGAGCAGGACGAGCUCAGCUUCAAGGCCGGAGACGAGCUCACCAAGCUGGGCGAGGAGGACGAGCAGGGCUGGUGCCGCGGGCGGCUGGACAGCGGGCAGCUGGGCCUCUAUCCCGCCAACUAUGUGGAGGCCAUCUAGCUGCCCCCCGCCCUCCACGUGCCCCUCACCCCUCCCUUUCCGCCCUCGUCUCCUUCCCCUCGCCAUAGAGUUCCAGACAUAUUUUCCAAUCAAGCUUUUAUUUUUUUAAAAGUCAAAACAGAACAAAACAAAAAAAUACAAAGAGACAGAGCAUUUGCAGGGCCACCCGGAGGCCAGGGUGUCGGGGGCUUGGGAGCAAGCCCCAUGGUGGGUGAGGGCCUUGGGACUCAGCCCUUCAGAGCCCACCAAAGAGUCUCCCGAGGCCUGAGGGCGUCUUCUGGACCCUUCUACCCUGCCUCACUCCCCGCCCCGCCCCAGGCUGCCAGCACCUGCCCGAUCUCUGGGCCUGGUUUCCUGACCUCUUCUCCCUCCCCCUCCCCGGCCCCCCAGACUCCUAGAAGGGAGGCCUCCUAAUCUUCAGUCUUCCACUUGUCCCGGGGAGUGGCCUUCUCCCAAGUCCCAUGCUUGGGGACCCAGGGAGCUGGAGGAGGAAUGGUCACCCUGCUCCCCCCGCCCUGGAGGGUUCCAGGAGGCUGAGCUGGUGAGUGGAGGGUGAGUGGGGGGGGGGGCACCCAACUACAGGCCCGGCCUGCGGACUGUGGGGGUCUUCCUUCCCCGCAGUCAACUCUUGCAGUGGCUCUCCCUUGGGGGGGCUCCCUCAUAACUUGCAGAGACCCCACCCCUCUCAUAAGUCCUCUGGCACGGGGUGGGGGCCCCAAAACCCAGGGCAAAGCCAGCAACAGUAGCAGCCUCUCCCAUUUCCUGGGGAUGAGGGCCUCUUGCCCACUUACCCACCUUCCCUCCAGCCCAUCUGAAGUCGUAGACUCACUAGGCUCAGUGUCAAGCCUCUGUGAGACCAAGCCUGGGGCUUACCUACAAGGCUCCAGGCCUAACCAUUCCCCCUUCCCUGCCCUCGCCUGCCUGGGGAGCACUGGGGGGCCCAUGGCAGCCUCCAGCUGGGACCACCAGGGGACAGCCUGCAGUUGAGCUUGGCAGGCAGGAGGAGCCCAGCCCCCGGAAGUAGGACACUCACCUGCGCUUUCUUCCUAGUCCCCCCGCCUCCAGGACAACACCACCCACCCACCCACAGGUGGCCGCUCCAGCUCUGGAUCCAAGCCUGGGUCACAGUUAAAGGCAGUGGUGCAGGAGAGCUGGGUGCCGGCCUCUCCUAUUCGAGGGAGCGGGGUUUGGGAAGCAGGCCAGGACUGGACGAGACCCCGAGGUGGGUGCUGGCUCAGAGUGCCCUCCAGGGUGGGGACCCGAGAUGUCCUGCUGCCACCUGGUGUGACCUGCUCUUGGCUGGCACCGCUUGUAGCGCCUGGCCUGCACCUGCGGCCUUCCUCCUGGGGCCUGCAGGCCAAGAGUGUGACUCUCUAGCCGGUCACUCCACGGUCCUCUUAGCUGCCUGCUGCUUCUCCCAACAGCCGCUGUGAGGAGGCAGCAGACUCCAGCCUCAAGGCUCCAACUUCCACGUGGGCACAGAGACAGACUGUGGCAAGGGCCGGAGCUGGGGCUGGCACACCGCCCCUCCCCCACCACGUGCUGCCCGCUCCCCCUUGUCACUGUCUCUCCCCUGGGCCUCUGCUGCAGCCUGAGGCAUGUCCAGGGCCCUUCAGAGCCUGAGGCAAAUUUCUGAAGCUUGCAGCCCCCCUAAAUCCAAAGCAAACAUUCCCCAGUUUCUCCCCAACCCCAGGCAGGAGCUGGAGCUGGGAGGGGCUUCUGCGCCUCCCCCUGGAAAGACAGGCAGCUGGUGCAUCUGCCCCCUGGGGCCCGGGCUCCCAGCAGCUCCUCGGCCCCUGAGGAGAGGCUGUGGCCUGGCUGGACUCAGACCCGUCCCCAGCUGCCCACUGCAGGGCAAGGACUCAAAACCCCCCUAUAACGAGCACCCACCUCCUCGGCCCCCAGGCUUCUCAGGACCCCGGCACGGGAGGGGCUCCGUUGGAAGUCCCCCUGAGUUCUGGGGACCCAGCCCUACCUGUCAGUGCUGGUGUCAGGGCGCUCUGCCCGCGGCCUCCUCCUGUAGCUCCCGCCCGCACCCUCCAUGCUGCGCAGGCCCGCCCUGGCCGGGCUCGGCGAGUCGCGUGUUUCGUCCCCAGUUAACCACCUCCGUGCGGCCCGGUGCCUGCCGCCCGUUGUCUGCUGCCCUAGGCUUCCUGAUUCCAUUAGUCCGACACUUGUGAAAC